AGCGUUGCCUAAAAAAACUGUUUUUUUUUUUUUUAAUUUUUUGUGUGACUCUGCUAAGUACGCUACUACUCGGCUCUUGCGUUUUGGUGUGUCUUUAUCGUGACUGUAUUUUGAGGUUCAUUUCAAACGAUUGAUGGGUAUUGCUCGAUCAUCAUUGUUCAUUCGAUUCCAGAAUCCCUCCCAGAUAUUUCAAGGUUGAACAAGAGCAAAUGUGUUGGUAUUGUUCACUGCCCAAACUGGAGAUUUAGCUGUCUAACAACUUGGUUUAUCUUGUUUUAGCACAUUGCACCACAUGGGAUUGGGAGUUUUUGUGUUAAGGGAGAAGCAGGAUGGACUCACAACUGGGUCUAAUUGAACAAUCAUUUAACAGUCGUUACACUUUCCGGGCACGAGAAGCGCUCGAUGAUUUACCUGACAAUUUUACAAUAACCGAUCCUUCAAUCUCUGGCCACCCAAUAGUGUUUGCGAGUCGAGGGUUCAUGAAAAUGUCAGGUUACUCGAGAGAGGAAAUAAUUGGGAAAAACGGAAGAUUGUUUCAAGGUCCAGGGACUAAUCAAAGGACCGUUAUGGAAAUUCGAGAGGCAAUUCGGGAAGAAAGGGCAAUUGAGGUUAAUUUGUUGAAUUAUAGGAAAGAUGGGACACCCUUUUGGAUGUUGUUUCGUAUGAGUCCUGUAUUUUGUAAACAAGAUGGGAGGGUUACUAAUUUUGUGGCAUGUCAGGUGCCUAUUGUUUCCAGAAAACGUGGGAGAAACUGUGGGUUCGGUUUUAGUGGAAAGGGCAAUCAGUCUGAAUUUAGAGAGAUUGUGUUUGGUUCUUGUAGGAGCGAGAUUUGUUCGGAUUCUUUGUUGGAUUUGGAUCGUGUUUUGGCUCUUCAGUCGGAUAGUCAAGGACAUGCUUUUUAUAUAUGCUUAGUGUCUCUGGCAGGAUUAGAAAAUGAAGAGACCUGUGAGGCAAGUGAGCUAGAGAAGCAAAAAGCUGCAACUGCUAUAAACAACAUCUUGUCUGUGCUGACUUACUAUAGUGCAUCAACAGGCAAAUUGGUUUGUGAAAAGCGAUGUGGCAUACCUGGGGUGGACUUCAUCAAUUCGUCAUUACGUAUAUCUCUUGGUAGAAUCAAACAAAGCUUUGUAUUAACUGAUCCACACUUACCUGACGUGCCCAUAGUUUAUGCCAGCGAUGCCUUCCUAAAGUUGACAGGUUAUGACAGACAUGAAGUGUUGGGGCACAAUUGUGGGUUCUUAAAUGGAUCUGAUACUGAUCCUGCAACCUUAUAUCAGAUAAAGGAAAGCAUUCGAGCAGAACAAGCAUGCACAGUACGUAUCUUAAAUUACAGGAAGGACAAAACUUCAUUUUGGUGUCUUCUUCAUAUGUCACCCAUUCGUAAUGCUUCUGGCAAGUGUUGCAUAACGGUCUGGUCUGUAAGUCUGCUAGCCAGCCCAUGGUUUACAUUUCAGGUGCAAAGCUAUUACAUAUUAGUAGGAAUUGACUAGGGGAAUUGAAUCACUUUAAUAAGGUGGUGGGUUCAGACUAUUGCUUUUUGGGAGUUUACAUUGUUCCCCUUGUCGAGUCAUGUUAUUUUUGGCACAGAUGGAAAUUCCACCCCUUAUUUUUGGUUAUGACACUUCAGGUGGCAUAUUUUGCCAGCGUUCAAACAGAAGAAGGAUGUAAGAGCGCAGACCGACAUGGUCUGAGCCCAGAAAAGAUGCAGCUCAGUGCCAUCGGUGCAAUCAAGGUUGCAGUGAGGAGUUCAUCAAUGGGUGCUUGUUCUUCAAAAUCCAUUUGUAAAUAGCUUUUAAAUUUUUUGCCCAUUGUACUGCUGCUUCAGAAAUAAUAUCAUCCUUCUUUCAAUA
Messenger RNA from Mangifera indica (mango), 1850 nucleotides. Its product is annotated as protein TWIN LOV 1. Bases 330 to 1490 code for a protein of 386 amino acids. The transcript is spliced from 8 exons. NCBI's taxonomy places the organism in Eukaryota, Viridiplantae, Streptophyta, Magnoliopsida, Sapindales, Anacardiaceae. The record is from RefSeq and is a predicted model, not a curated record. Gene Ontology annotation, cellular component: nucleus.